AUACCAGGCAUUCCAUUAAAAAAUGAGCAUAUUUUCUAUGGAGUGCUCCAUAUUUUGUCAUAGAUUCGGAUAAGCCCUUCAAAAAGAAGAACAUUAAACUUUGACAGUCUGUCACUCUGCCAUCUUGAAAGAUAGCAAUUUUAUAUUCCAGGGUUAUAAAGUACCCACAAUGAGCUUAAACAUGAGUGUCAAAGUGACCCCUUUAUAUUUGAAAAAAGUUAUUCUAACCGUGAAUCUUGAAAUUCUUAACUGCCAUUUUACGUUUAAAAAAAACCGGAACGAGGAGAAGUGGGAAGGCUUUUGUACUCCAGUAUUCUAGCUAGUGCUAAUCUUAGAGAGAAAAUAUAAAUCCAGGCAAGCUAGGUGCUACAAUAGAAAAUUGAAACUUCUGCUAGGACAAAUGUGUUACUGAUCGUGGAUCUAUAGUGAACUUACGCGUAGACAUCAAUUUGUUGAACUGUAUUCGGAGUGUUAAGAUCGAGCAGUGGAUUAAAAGGAAGAUAAGAUUCUUUCCUCAAACAUCAAAGAGGAAGAUAAGAAAAUCCAUAUGAUGGAAUUGACAACUAACACUAUCGCCUGAUGUAACUCAGAAGCUCAACUGGUAAACUGAACUAACAACAGCUAAGCAGCCUCACUCUGCUGAUUGUGAAAGAGUUUUAUAAUAGGUUUUAAUCAAACCAUGUUAGUGAAAAUGAUGAAGUGACAUUCAAUAUCGUCGUAACAAUCAAGCUACCAAUACGUGGAAAUGGCGGCGCAGUACUUAGGAGAUCAUUCGAUGAUCUACCAAACUAAACCUUUAAAUAUGGAUACAAAAAUACAUCAGGAUAACAAAAGCUCCUUUUACAUUGAUGCUUUGCUCUCGAAGAAUAACAACGAAAGGACCUCUGAAAGAACGGCUACCCCAGACACAUCUCGAAGCAUCUCACCAUCAUCAAUCAGAAGUAGAAGUCCCCGAAGUCCUCCCAUAUCACCAGGAAGUGAAGAUCUUGCUUCUGCUACAACAACCACCUUUGUUCCAAAACCAGGUUUAUUGAAUUACAUUCAUCCCAAUGGUGCUGCUGGAACGGUAUAUGGAUUCCAAGGGCAGCCUCAUGCGACCCCUGGAUUUCCUUCUUUCGACUUUGUGCAAAAGGCGCCUUUUCCCGUCGGUGGACCACACGCUGGUCAAUCGCAUCAUCUCCAACAACAAAUCCAUAUUCAAGAAUGGUUAGCGAGGACAGGCGGUUUCUUCUACCAAUCCAGGAUACCAGAUAUCUCUGGAUGCGGACCGGGCCAUGCGCUUCUGGGUAAAACAAGGCGACCCAGGACAGCGUUUACAUCACAACAGCUCCUAGAGUUAGAGAAACAGUUUAGACAAAAUAAAUACCUGUCCCGGCCAAAGCGAUAUGAAGUGGCAUCACAUCUGAUGUUGACAGAAACUCAAGUAAAAAUAUGGUUCCAAAACAGGAGAAUGAAGUGGAAACGUAGCAAAAAAGCACAUCAAGAUGCAAAAACCUCUUCAAAGGAAGCUGAAUCAAAACCUCAGCCGUCUUCCAGUACAUCGUCAGUGUCGCCACAAUCGAACGAUGUGAAGCCGCAACUUGACAAUCCUCCUAAUCCCGCACCUUUAGAGAACCCCCAGGAAUUAAGAAAACCGCCAGAAAGUGAAACUUUAUAUAGACCUUAUGUAGUUUAAACUAAGAUCUGUAGUAUGUAAAAUUGAAGCAAGGUGCAUUAAUAUCAGAAGGAUGUUGAUGCAGGCAGAAAUAGGUACCUACUCUAUUCAUGGUUGGAGUUUCACCAGGUAUGGUUUGAAUGGUAAUGACGGACCAGAACCUUAGAAAUCGAGCAUUUCGAGAGUUCAAUGUCAUAAAACAUUAUCUAUAAUUGUUGUGGAAUAGAUAUUCCUGUCCACUUAGAUACAGGUAUAUCUCAAUCUCAAUCAAUGAAGCAAAUCAAAUGACGCGACGUCAGUUCUUUGAUGUCAAAUGGAGUUGAAUAUAAUUAUAAACGCCCACAUUUUGCUAGCUGUCAAAUUGAACCGCAUAUCUUGGAUUUAAGGUUUACUAACGACUCGGUCACCUAGGUGGCAUUUUUUCAAAGUGCAAAGUAAUAAAUAACAAUGAUCAUUUGUACUUUGAAAGUUGCCGAAACGCUAGUUAAGAUUCAAUUCCGUAUAUAUGUACUUUCAUUUGCUGGCCAGCUCUACCAGUAUCAAACCACAGGAAAGUUUCACAUGUUAUAUUGAGUAAGGCGGAUUCUAAUGGUAGGAACGGUGACGAUAUCUCUAGUUCGCAGAUAACGUCUUUGACACAAAAUGAUUAAUUUUUGCUUUAGUUGGAAUCUAUCAUUAUCUGUAAUAAUUUUUGGUCACUGCGUCCAAGGAAAUAACUCUAGAGACAUCUGAAUCAGAAACUGAGGGUCAACACAUUAACGUCUUUUCCUAUAUGUAUAUACAUCUUGUUUGUAAAUCUGUUUUCUUCUUUCGAAUUGUAUGAGGCGACGUGAUGAAAUAUAAUACUGUUCUUUCAUUUAUUUUCACACCACACCAUAUAAGUGUGACCUUAUUACCUCGACUUUUAACUUCUUUACUUUCUGUUUGUAAUGAUUUUUAAUAUUCAGAAAGAUAUGCUAUGCUUGAUAGAAUCUAGCUUCUCGUACUGAAUCUGCCAAGUUUUAUUUGAAGAAUACUAUGUAGCAGAUUUUGUCUAAUGAAGCUCUGCCAUACAACGGGAAACUAUCAGUAUUUAUAAUAUAGAUUUGUAGAAUAUAUGUAAAUUUAUGUAUAUAUUGCAUAUGUCAGCAAUAUUUUAAUUUAUUUCAUUAUAUAGCAGUGUGUAGGUUUUGAUCUCUUUGUUUGUAAGUACUACCUCAUUGUUUUUAUAUAGUUCAAGAUUGUACAUAUUUGAAGUUCCUAUGAGUAUCCAUAAUAGGCGAAAGUCAAAUAAAAUUUAUGAGAAUCG
Molecule: messenger RNA, 2942 nt
Organism: Acanthoscelides obtectus
Lineage: Eukaryota; Metazoa; Arthropoda; Insecta; Coleoptera; Chrysomelidae
Source: the annotation of a GenBank genome assembly